AUGGAAGAGGGUGAAACCAGCAAGGAGAAGGCGUCCUCCAGCAAAAAAAGGAAAAGUGUUCCUGGGCUGGAAAUAGAGGAAAUAGUUAAGGAAAGCAGUGAAAUGGAGACGGACGACUCCAACGAUGAAGACAGCUGGAAAGACGAGGAGUUGGGCAAUGAGGAAGAAAGUGGGGAUAAUGAGCCUAGUCAUGAAAUCCCUAUCCUCAGCGAAUGCCCUGGUAAGGAUAAUAGCCAUCUGAUGGAAGAAGUGGAUCUGAAGGAUAACAAGGAAACCGAAAUGAAUUUCGAGAAGGAAAUGAACAAAGAUUUUGAGAAGGACUUGACUAAGGACAGGGAUAGCGAGGAUUAA
Cryptomeria japonica (Japanese cedar) is the source of this 351-nucleotide messenger RNA. Its product is annotated as protein SQS1-like. The transcript has a single exon. Lineage: Eukaryota; Viridiplantae; Streptophyta; Pinopsida; Cupressales; Cupressaceae. The record is from RefSeq and is a predicted model, not a curated record. Bases 1 to 351 code for a protein of 116 amino acids.